Bacillus rossius redtenbacheri is the source of this 5238-nucleotide messenger RNA. RefSeq lists its product as uncharacterized. The transcript has 2 exons. The coding region runs from base 4147 to 5160 and encodes 337 amino acids. Lineage: Eukaryota; Metazoa; Arthropoda; Insecta; Phasmatodea; Bacillidae. The record is from RefSeq and is a predicted model, not a curated record.
CCACACAUCCAUCAUUCUUGUGCGACGGGGCGUGAUUGUUUGUAAAGCGAAGUGCCUGAGACCGGGUUUUGGUGUAGGGAUGUGCACGGGAUCUGUAACUAUCAAGAACGAGAGUGGUCUGUACAUACUUGGCAUGUCCACUGGCAAAAUGAGUUUGAUGGGGCAACGCGAAACGCAUCUUUUUAUGACGCAGGAAACUCGGCCAUUUUGGAUAACCGCUUUCACGUGAAUGCUUCUGUAACACAUUUCUAAGCACACUACACCCUCUGUAACCCCAUCGUACAUUACUCUUCCGAAUCCAAACUUGACAUUAAAUUUGCGGUGAAACGAUUUAUUUUUGCGAUACUGAUGGAAAUGGUCCAUUUUAUCUUAUUACUUUCUUCUUUCUCAUGCGAAAAGCAUCGAUAAUAACUGAACGUCGCGAACGCCAGAAUACACCAGCCUUCAACCCGCCCCUCGGUGGCUGCACGAAGGUAUCGUAGUCGAAAUCGAAGUUGUCCUUGGUAUCAUCAAUGAGGGCGCUGUAUGUGAGAGCUACUACACCCAGGGAGUCGUUUAAUGCGCGUAGUACGUGUGCUGAAUGUUUGGGGCCACGACCAUCACUCGGCUCAUUGCCGCGAGUCAUUAUAACAUCAAAUUUGUAUGGAAAUGAGUUUUGAAUAAACCAUUUUGUAGUGGCAUGGGUCCACAACACCGAGUAGUCAAAAUAUUUCGAUACUGCGUGUAGUAUUCCGGGUAUCUCCUUAAAUAGAAUUUGCCCCUUUUCGUUCACCAGGGUAUCAUCAUAAUCCCAAACCACUACUGAGGACGCACGAGGACUUCGAAAUCUUCGUUGAAUGAUGGUUUUUAAACUUUCUACGAAAAUGUUCGGAUCAUCUAUCCUUAUGGAAUCGACAGUUUGAUCAGAUAGUUCCUGUGGUACAGAUGUACCGAUCCCUAUUGAAAUUGAGUAAUGCGACCAAAAGGAACGAGCACCCAAAUCUUCCAAGUUUUGAUAUCUCUUACACUCUAGGCCCAACGCUUUCACUGCUACAAUUACGGUUGUAACCCAAUUGGGUGGAGUUUGUGGAGCGGUGACGUACAAGCAGGUUCCUCUAGCCAUGUCCCUUUCGUUUUGGUUGGGAUUUUUGACAUGUGUAAUAGUUACUGUAUUGACUUGUUAUUACGCAUUAAUGUCAUUGAAUAAAGCGCAAGUCUAUGCAUCAAAAUUAUCACAGAUGGCAAGCACAGCGCCGCGAACCGAUACAGCUCUCAGACCAUUCUCAUUCGACAUAAAGUUCGAUCCCUUUCCCAGUAACAUUGUAAUUACCAAUCCCUACCAAUGCACGGAAACCGAUUUGAAACCAUGCAAACUUGACGACGCAUUAUCUUGCGCCGGUUGUCAAAAUCUGAUUGCUCGGUGCACGCAUUUUGAAACAGAUGCUAAAAUUGUCGUAGACGGUGAAGUGGUGGGCACUGUUCCAAAAAACGAUACACUCAACGACGGGUAUUGUUUGGCGACUACAAGCGUCGUGGACUCGUGCAACCCGUUCCACGGCGACCUCGCCAUAGCGAAGGCCAACAAAGAAACGGAAUUGAGCCAAUUAAUUUGCAUCUGUAAGAAUCCAGGAGCUAUAGGAAAUACGACUCUUCUGGGAAACUGCUCCACGCCGUUCGUGUGCGACGGUAAAGUUGAAGAUAUAAAUGUGCCGCUUUCUCAGAUCAAAUGCGUUUGCGGAAGCGGUAGGGUGGCGGCCACCGCCGAGGUAUCCCAACUUCCAAUCUGCCAGAGAGAUUCCGUACAAACUCACGAUUAUACAAAUCACCAAUAUCCCUCUGAUGAUUUCGUGGACAUUGACAGGUUCAAUGCCGACGUGCGGGCCAACGUGAGCGCUUCCAAAUUGCGGAAUCCAUGCACCACAUGUCUAAUUUCUGGUAAGAGAGUUGACGGAGAAUUGGUGGCACGUUCGGAUGGGGGAUAUCAAUGCCGAUGUACUUCGCCGUCUUGCUUACCCAUUCGACGAUCGCCUGAUGCCCGACUUUUACGCGGUGACAUCGGCCCCGAUGCCGUAAUAAAUCUCAAAUGGAAAGUAAUCAAGAUGUUACCUCACAUGAGUUCGUCCGAUUGGCGAGAAUUAACUGCAGUUAUACUAAAGACCGACAAUGCCGAAUUGUUCGAAACGAUGGGGUUGACAGAAGACGCUUACGAAAUGAAUUUGACCAAAAAUCAAACAAUGUGGCCUAGAAUGUAUUCAAAUGAUUUUCACGUCCGAUAUACCAGCGGUGUGUGGUGUGAAGGUGCCACGUUCACUUACAACUGUUAUGUUUCUCCAAACCUCGAUCACGACUUGCCUAUGACGAACGGAUAUUCGGUUCCCAACUUUUGGAUCAAUCGAUUGCUCGGCAAUUACAAAUUAAGAUAUCUCGAAUAUGGUUAUUGGUGGGUUGCCAUCGGGUCAGGUAAUGUAAAUUGGAAUCACGCCAGAGACGUUCGUAACGCAGUAACUUUGAAUAAUCUUGACGUCGACCCAUUUGAAUUUCACCCAAGGCUUUGGGAUUCCAACGUCAUAAAUAACAAUUUAAGAUUCUUAUACUCGGCAUUCAUUUUAAUCAAUUCUGAUGGAGAGAAUCCCACUUCUAGCCAUUUAAACAACACCACAGUGUAUGCGCAAAAUGACAAUGAUUAUACUAGUUGGAAAAGCGCUUCACUUAAGCUUAAUCCUUAAUAAACACACGAACGCGCGAAAUGUAACAUGUACGAACGCAAAUUCACGAAUUUGCGAUUUUACAUGAUGUACGAACGCAAAUUCACGAAUUUGCGAUUUUACAUGAUGUACGAACGCAAAUUCACGAAUUUGCGAUUGUGCACGGUGCACGAACGCAAACUGCGCUCACCGCAUUGCGUUGUGCUAUACACAACUACCUUCCUCAAGAGCCGAAGAUUAAUGCGGUGGGAAAAGGAGAUGAUGAAGAAGGAUCUGAAAUGAAUCCCGAAAUCGUUCUGGUGUGGGCUGUGAUUGUGGCAAAUUUGCUGGUAAUAUUCUCUGUUUUAGUUCAAACGUACCAAACUCGAAGUAAUUGGAGUGGAAACGCCAUAAAUAACGCUUCUUAUUACUCUAGAUUCGCGCCUUGUUAUUUCGAAGUUUAUGACAAAAGUAUCGAUGCCAAAUGCGACCGUUUGAUAAACGUUCGGCCGUUCGGUUGGUGGAUAUGGGCCAAGAGCGGCAUGGUGAUAGUUUUAAACGAAUCUACAGAGGCGUGUCCCGUAGGCUUUACACCAGCAGUCUUAGUGCCAAAGUCAAACCCCGGAAAUAAGACGAAUGCAUUUCGAGCAACCUGCGUUAAUAUGACUCUAACAGAUAUUUUAGAUUCAUACCGCGAUGUUAAAGCUGUCAAGGUACAAUAUAACAUAGAAGAUCUACAAUCUCAAACUGGUAAAUUCACGAUACUGGACGCGUUGAAUUUUCUAUUCCAACACUAUAUUACCCAAGAUAGCGAAUCGGACGUCGAAGAACUUCGACUUGAUACAGAUCCAAACCACGCAAUACGCCUCGUGAACCAAUGUGGAGCCGCCAACUCGAAUCCGCUACUUGCACGAAAUUUCCAUAAAGGAAUUGAUUACGCACUACCACCGUCCGUACUGCGAUCCUUGAUAGCUUCUACGACAAAAGCUCUCCGAAAAUAAUGGAAUCAAGUAAUUGGUGUCUUACGGUCUACGACCCAUCAGGCCCUCACCCUUGUCCAAUAUUCAGAAGCACAUAUCAGUCGGCUGGCGUUGACAUCGGGGCAUGCGUGACCAUCAAUUGUGGAAAGGACAGAGUUCAUCUCGUACCGACCAACCUGAAAAUAAUAGGACUCGAUAAAAAUCAAGCUGCCAUGAUUUUUCCCAAAAGUUCCGGUGUAGACGAAUUCGAUAUUAUAACCGGCGUUAUAGAUGCAGACUACGAUGGUGCCAUCUCAAUACGGAUACGAGCCUACAAAGACGUGACGAUCAAAGCCGGAAUCCCCAUUGCCCAAAUUGUCGUCCUCAACUACGAUAACCCCUACGUGGGACUUUUGAAGAGAGGAAAGCGUGGAUUGGGACAAGCAACAGCAAAUGUUCUCGCUAGCGGAAUACAAUAAUGUAUAAAAUAUACCAACCAUCUAUUUUAUGAAGAACACACAAAGAUGUGGCCGUGUGACAAAUUUUUGUUUUGGGCCUUUGCCUUCUAUCUCUUGAUUUCAACCUCCGUUACAAUUACAUCGAUGGUGUUGCAAGAUCAAGAUUUUGUUAGAAUAAUGGUAAUUGUCAGCGGUGUGACCAUCAACUUGGGAACACUUAUCCAGGUGGUAACAAUGUGGCUCAAAAGAGACAUCAACCUGUCACAUCUUUAUAUUACGGGCUUGGUUAUCGGAUGUUGUCAACUUCUCUCUCUUCAAGUCUUUAUUCUGGUAAAUUCUCCUGAUGGAGACACAAUGACCAGCACCGUAAUUUCCACAGCGUGUAGUCUUGCGUGCGCAGCAUUGCUGUUAUUGACGUUAACAUGUCAAAGACGAAAGGGAAGAAAAGAAAAAUGUCUCAUUUUCGUGGAGGGAACGAGUGGUAUAGGCAAGACGACGGUAUCCGAUGCCAGCAUAGACUUCACCAGAAUGUGUCAAAUAUUCCCCGCGUAUAAAGACAAGGAAUCCAGUACGGCGUUUGCCAGCGCAUAUACUCUAGAUACGAUGCUACUACUAAUCGAAUACGCCGUUAAAUUAGGCAAAAGAUCACAUCAUGUUGUCAUGGACAGAAGUCCGCUGUCUCAAAUCUUGUACGGGCUAUUAUUUUCUUGUGAUGGUGGAAAUGCGAGCCCCGGAAAAUUCAUGGCUGACUUCACCGAAAAAUUCGAUGUACUCGCACCUCGUCUGAUAAAGGUCUACAAAAAUAUGAUAAGCUCAUUCAAUGAACUAGGAUACGACUCUGUCCGCAUCGUGUGGGCAAUUGCUGCUGAUGUUGAAAACACGGUGCGCGUGUUAACCAAGCGCAACGGAUUUGAAGUAGGUCUGAACUGCCGCAACUAUGUAAUUAAUCAGAAUUACGCUUUUAAGAAAAUGGCACAUCUCUUAGAUAAUGAGUUACUUCAAUGCCACACGUUUAUAACAAGACGUCAACUAUUUAGACGCGAACUUUUAAGUGAUAUAUUAAAUGGUGAUGUAUUUUGAAGAUCAAAGAUGGAUACAGUUUUUCUCUCAACUCGUGAGUUUGAAGAUCAAAGAUGGCUACAGUUUUCUCUAAUUUUU